This is a messenger RNA of Tachyglossus aculeatus (Australian echidna), 2161 nucleotides long. RefSeq names its product solute carrier family 8 member B1 (gene SLC8B1). The record is from RefSeq and is a predicted model, not a curated record. The coding region runs from base 1 to 1767 and encodes 588 amino acids. Gene Ontology annotation, molecular function: calcium:sodium antiporter activity. Gene Ontology annotation, cellular component: membrane. The transcript is spliced from 16 exons. Gene Ontology annotation, biological process: calcium export from the mitochondrion; intracellular calcium ion homeostasis. NCBI's taxonomy places the organism in Eukaryota, Metazoa, Chordata, Mammalia, Monotremata, Tachyglossidae.
AUGCGAGGGACAGCCAUCCCGGGCCCUUCCCGGGCCCCGCCGGAGGAAGCCCGCGGACCAGUAGCCGCCGGCGUGGCGACGAGGGGCCUGAGUUGGCUGUGGGCUCUUCCCGGGAUCGCGGGGGCUUCCAGGCCCCUGGACCUCUGGAAAACCCCAGAAGGGGCUAUGGAUUGCCGGGAAGUGAGCAGCCUGGCCCCCGCGGAGCGGUGCCCCUUCGUGCGGACCACGGCGGACUGCCAGACCGACGGCGGCUUCCUCAACUACCUCGACGGGGCCUACUGCCUCUUCCCCCCGGCCCUGACACCCCUGGCCGUCACCCUCUACGCUGUCUGGCUGCUCUAUCUCUUCCUGAUCCUCGGAGUCACAGCUGAGAAGUUUUUCUGCCCCAACCUCUCCGCCAUCUCCACUACACUGAAGCUGGCCCACAAUGUGGCAGGUGUCACCUUCCUGGCCUUUGGGAAUGGGGCUCCUGAUGUCUUCAGUGCGGUGGUGGCCUUCUCUGACCCCCGGACUGCCAGCCUGGCCCUGGGGGCCCUCUUCGGCGCGGGGGUGUUCGUCACGACCGUGGUGGCCGGUGGAAUUGCAUUGGUCAGACCCUUCCAGGCCGCCUCCCGGCCCUUCCUCCGAGACACUAUCUUCUACCUGGCUGCCGUCUUUGGGACCUUCACUGCCCUGUACCUCGGAAGAAUCACUCUGGCCUGGGCCCUCGGCUACAUCGGGCUCUAUGUCUUCUACGUCGUCACCGUUGUCCUCUGCACUUGGAUCUAUCGCUGGCAGCGCAACGCAGCCCUGCCCCAUUCCGCCCCUGGCACCCCGGAGCUCCUGGGGGACUCGGAUGAUGGAAGCCCCGCCGUGGCCCACAGCUAUGAGUACGAGGAUGAGUUCCAGCCCCUGCUCCCCUACGAGGAGACGACGGGGCAGAUACUGUGCCGGGCCAUCAACCCCCUGAACUACCGGACGUGGCGGAGGAAGCCCUGGUAUUGGAAACUCUUCAAAGUUUUGAAGGUGCCCGUGGAAUUGGUGCUGCGGCUCACGGUGCCCGUGGUGGACCCCGACAAGGACGAUCGCAACUGGAAACGCCCCCUCAACUGCCUCCAUCUGGUCAGCAGCCCCCUGGUGUGUGCCCUGACCCUCCAGUCCGGUGCCUAUGGGCUGUUUGAGAUCCAGGGCGUGUUUCCCGUGUGGGGCGUGGUUGUGAUCGUGGGGACCCUUGUCGCCACCGUCACCUUCUUCGCUACAUCCAACAAGGAGCCCCCAAGAUUGCACUGGCUCUUUGCAUUCCUGGGCUUCGUGGUCAGCGCGCUCUGGAUCAACGCAGCAGCCACCGAGGUGGUGAACAUCCUGCGGACUCUAGGAGUCAUCUUCCAGUUGAGCAACACUGUCCUGGGCCUCACCUUAUUGGCCUGGGGCAACAGCAUUGGGGAUGCCUUCUCUGACCUGACGCUGGCCCGGCAGGGGUACCCGCGAAUGGCCUUCUCAGCCUGCUUCGGGGGCAUAAUCUUCAACAUGCUGGUGGGAGUAGGGCUGGGCUGCAUCCUGGAAAUCACCAGGAGCCACGCGAACGUGAAGCUGGAGGUAGACGGGCUCGUGGCUUGGGUCCUGGCGGGGGCACUGGGCCUGAGCCUGGUGUUCUCCCUGGUGGCGGUGCCACUGCAGUGUUUCCAGUUGGGCAGAAGCUAUGGCUUCUGCCUCCUCCUCUUCUACGUGGCCUUCGUCACCGUGGCUCUGCUCACCGAAUUCGGGGUGAUCCGACCGGCCGCCAGCUGAGCCCACUCGGCGGGGACCCGGGAGACGCCCGACGGCAUCCCCCGCUCUCUGCCCGCCCGGAGUGGGUCUCCGAGAGAGAGAUGACAACCGCGGAGCUGCAGGCUGGUCCGGUCACCUACCCGCUGUGGGCCACCAGUCUCUGCCUCUCAGCUUGUGUGUGGACUCGUCAUCUGAAGCAGGGGUGUGACUCCCACUCUGGAACCACGAGUGGAUGGGACCUGGUAAUCCACAGGAGGGAGGCCGGAAAGGGACAGAAAACAAAUAACUUUCCUGCAGUCAACUGCUGGGUCAGGAGGCCUGAAGACCUCAUUACUCAGGGACCCCUGGAUUUACCGGGGAGGGAGGGAAGAUGGAUUGCUGCGGAUAGGCGUAUAAUAAACGGAUAUCAAAUCUA